Meleagris gallopavo (turkey) is the source of this 4219-nucleotide messenger RNA. Lineage: Eukaryota; Metazoa; Chordata; Aves; Galliformes; Phasianidae. The record is from RefSeq and is a predicted model, not a curated record.
CGUGGCGACGGAUAGCUGGGGCAUCGGUAGCUGUAAAUGGAAAGCGGGGCUGGCUGCUUUCGUCAGACACUGCUGAUCUCAGCAAAAAGAAAAUGCUUUUUCCUUGCACUUAUAGAACACGAACAGGGAUGCAACCAAAAAUGGAAAAUCAAAAGGUGCAAAAAAUGCAAUGUGAUAUGAAAACAGAUUUGAACUUACUGCUUGAAUGCCUUAAAUACCGGAUGGACUGCCCUUCAUCCCAGAAAGAGACUUUGAUCACUAUUUAUUCAAUUUGUCAACAAAAUAGUGAAGCAUGUGAAUAUUUACGAGAAAUUGGUGGUUUGGAGUUUAUAAAUGAUCUUGCAAAGUCAAGUGUUCAUGGCAUAGUGAAGGAAGCGGCUUUAUUCACACUAGGAAUCGUAAUAGAGAGUAAUGUUUACUGCCAACAAACUUUGUGUUCUUCUGCAUUAUUUGAGGAACUCACUUUAUUUUUAACGAAUAAGGAUUCUGACGUGAACUUGAAAAGAAUGUCUGUUUAUGUCAUCUUAGCACUGGUUUCAAAUAAUAAACUUGGCCAAACCUAUGUCAGAGAAACAGGCUGCAUUGAUCUUCUGCUGCAGUUAUUCAGAACAACUCUUUGCACACCUGAGCUGAAUCUGUCAGAUGAAAAUACAAAUAGCUGCUACCAGCUGUGGUCUUCAGUCUGUAGUACUCUCUGUGCCUGUGUUAACAAUCCUCAGAAUGAAGCUAAUCAAAAGAUUUGCUGUUCGGUCUUUCCGUAUGCAAAAGAGUGGCUAGAAAGUUGCAUGGAGCCUGAGAUAGUUCGUCCUAUUUGUUCAUUUGUUGGCCUCACGGUUGCAAAUAACUCCCUUGUGCAGAAAUAUUUUGUUUCUGUUGGAGGAUUGGACACCUUAGCUCAAGUCCUCAUCAAGCUGAUGCAUGAUGAUUCCUGUCUGAGUCACUCUAGCACAAAACUUGCAAUAGUAGUAACAAAGACUCUGGAUGCCUGCAUUGCUAAUGACUCUGCCAUGACUGUUGUUUUGGCGAAGUAUCACACUGUGUCAGAACUGCUGAACCUGCUGUCUAAUGACACUCUGGAUACAGGAGAAAAAAUGAGUGUUAUUCUAACAAUUGGACACUGUACUGAAGUCUGCGAAGAAAACCAGUGUGAACUGCUCAAGAACCAUGGUCUUUCACUUAUGAUUCAGGUACUAACUGAGUCUCAAGAUGAGGAACUACACAAAGCUGCUACUUUUGUGCUGCAGAACUGCAAGCAAAUGACUGAACAAUUGUCCUUGAAAAUAAAUGAGAAGUCCACAAGUGUGAAGAAUGCAGAAGAGCUGGAGGUGGGCAUGCAAAUCAGAGAAAGAAGUCAACAGAACUACUGGAAGAAAGCAAAAGAUAUUCUGCACAGAAUAAACUUGAUUGAAAAAGAACAUGAUGAGAUUAGCAUGUUUAUGGAGGAAGGAGCGGAAGGAAGACUGUUUGACAGGAGUUCAGAAGACAGUAUUGAAGCAUCAAAAUCCCGUGAAGUGAAUCCCAGUGAUACAAAAGCAUGUAUAGAAAGAACAUGCAAAGAAUUAUGCGGUCCACAGUUAACCUCUAAGAUGGAUGAUCGAGUUCUUGCUCUAGCUAUAAAUUCUUCUGCACUGACUGUGAAUCCAGUAAAAGCUUCUGCUAGAAAAAGUAAACAGAAUUAUAUUCCACGUUCAGUUUAUGAGAUGCAGUCAGACACUGCAAUUCAAAGUCAUAGUGUAAAUGAAAAAACAGCUUGUGAAAAAAGUCAGUCUUUUCUUCAGGAAAGGAAAGGCUUGCUUCAACAGCCAGUGAAGACUAUUAAGCAUAUGAAAUGGGCAAGCACGUCAGGUACAGAUCAACAUUCAUUCUACUCAGAGAUAGCCAAGGAAGCAAAAAGUAAUUUGAUUACAACUGCAUCCCUUAAAAUGUCAGACUUCAUGUGUUUAGGUUGUACAACAACAGGACUGUCUUUGAAUAGCAGAACUUUUAGUAAGAUGUUGCAAACUUGUCCAUACCUGUGUGGCCGUCACAGAGUCAUUCUGGAAGCUGAAGAAAGAUAUAAAAAGAAACUUCAGAAAUCAUCUGACUCUAACAAACGACAUGCAGCUUAUGAGAAAAUAGUGCUGACUCCAGUGAAGAAAGGAAAACUGCUAGUAGAGACAUCUUUAAAGAGCAAACAGGAUAAUUUCCAAAGUAUUCUUUUGACUCCAAUUAGAAAAAGCAAACCCAAUACUUUGAAUAGAUAUGAGCAUAAUAAAAAUACUCAAUUAAUUGAAGAAUAUAACUUGCAACCAACAUAUGAAAAAUGUGAGUAUCACCAGAAAAUUAGUUCUGUAACAAGCAUAACUGAAAGAUGAGGUUUUACCUUCAGGGCAUUGAAUAAAGUGUCCGUGCUUGCUGCUAGAGACAAAUGGCUGAGGAUUUUAAUAGACAUUCUUGUAGCUUCAAUCAUAAGAUUACCUAAGUUUAUUUUCAGUUAAAUCCUAUUGUUUGCUAGUUGCUUCCAGCACCUAAUUCAGACAUGAUAAUGCCAGUAAUGAGAAAAAGAUCUAAUGAGAAAUAGAUGUUAGUAAUAAGGCAACAUGUGCAUAUUCAUGUUCAUUAGAAGAAAUGUUCCUUCCCAGCACUAGAGUCAGUCUUACAGUCAAGUUCAGUUAGUUCAAAGUAAUGAGGGUUGGCCUUCUUCAUAGUUUCAUAGCCUUCCAAAAAAGACAAGAUGCAAACUUGGAGAGAGUGUGUGAAAGAAAUGUGCAGCUGGGAAUGCCAGUGGUUAAAAGAAAAUUGUUUACAUUCACGUGAUGAAGAUGAGGUUACCUGUGUGCAGCCUUAUGCACUUGUGUCUUUAUAUUUGUAAAACUGCUGAAAGCUGUAAUUCCAUUUGAAGUCACCUUAGUUAACAGAAGCCCAGUACCUAAGUGAACCAUUUUAAAUACAAAUCUUUCCCUGCUGAUUCUACUGCAGUCAUAGUGGCAUAUCCCUGAAACAAGUUAACUGUUUUUCUAAUGUUAGUUAUUUUCAAACAAUGGAACUUUCACAAAUGAUGGAAAUGGAAGUAUGCUUAUAUCCUGAGCUUGUGAAAGUUAGCACAGUAUAGAAAUGGUACAUACCUAAAAGAAAUAGCUAUCCUGACUGGAAAACAAAUACUGAAACUACUUAUGUACAUAACUAAAACUAGUUAUGUAAGCACAACAAAAACAGUAUUUUUCUGUUGACAUUUGCCUUUAUUUCAGUAAAUGGGUGACAGUGAAGAAAAGGCUGAACGUAACAUGUUUGAAAAAUGUCAUUGUACUGACUGUUUGCUGUUUGUUCUGAACAAUAAUGCGUUACUUCUGUAUGUGAAAUACUAUGUAAGUUGACAUAAUUUUUAAUUACACCAAAAUCAAUACAGAACAGUGAGAAAUGUUACCUGGGUAUAAACACGAGCUUUAAACAAGAGAAGAACCUGAAAAAAAUUCACAGGUGAGGGAAUUAAUGAUCUUUUAAAGAGAACAAAAUAAAUGGGUAAUCACUGGAAUUUCAUUUUAUGGUGCUAUCCAUUUCACAAAGGAUGGACAGAUGUUUAUCCUUCUGAAAAAUACAACAGGUUACAGGUAAAUGUCAAACUUUCUCAUAUCAUAUACAAAUCAUAUGCACUAGCAGGUCAUUUUUUGAGCUUUUGUCCCUGAUCUGGCUUGCAAAGAAACACGGGAUGAAGAAUUGGCAACCUUUGGGCUGAUCUUUGUGUCAUUUCAAUGCUGUGCAUGCUGUUUUGAAUGGUCUCUCAUGUAAGCUAAUCAGUUUUUAUGUUAAUAGAGAACUGAACUGGGAAGCACUAGAGUGGCACCUGAUAGGGUACAAAGAGUUUCAGCUGAGGGCUGAAUUAAUACCUGUGUUUGCUAGGAAGUGGGUAUGUUCUUGGCUCAGUCAAUUGGUGAGGACCUGUGAGAUUUUUCUGUUGCAGUUUUUGCUUUGUUUCAUGUGCUCCUUACACAGAGAUGUGGUCUAUGGAUGGAGUAGGUAACGUUUCUGCUGUACUCUCAGUAAAUGUGAGGGGGUUAGUGGCAACCACUUAUACUCUGAAAUCUUUUCUAAAAUUGUACUGUGUUUUGUGACAAGGUUGUCUUAAUAUUAUCUCCCAUCUUACAGAAACAAGAAAAACAAGGAUCAUCAUCAAAGUCUUUCAAGAGAAUUUUGGAUUUGAUGCAUUAAGUUGAAGGACACCAUUGUUAACAGUAAUUAACAG